CAACAUAUUGCCAACGGGUGCCGCGACCCUCAUUUUUUUCCCCCAACGAUGUCGGUUGGAGCGGAGGCUAGGAAGCGCGCGUUGAAGGCGAAGGGCGGCAAUGGCAUUGUCUUCGGGCUCUCCCUCGUGGUUGCCGCCGGCUUCUUCUCCAUCCCGUUUGUCGCACACUAUACCAAGGGGGCGAAUCUAACCGCUCAGGAGAAGCCACUUAAUGCGUCACAGAUCCGACGUGGGGCCUACGCAAAUAGUGGGUCGCGUGACGCAGGGGCCGACCCCGACUGGGAUCUGUCGACAGGCACGUACCACGACCGACGUGGAUCGAGCCUGAAACACUCCUAUGGAUAUAAGCACCCCGACGAAUAAGCAUCCAUGGUACAGUUGUAGGGAGCAGAGUAACUUUCGAACAGCUCUACUAUGAGAUGGGUAGCUACGGCAUGUGCAUAACGUUUUGGUGCAUCUAUAUAUAUUCAGGCGGUGCGACACAAGCAGCGUGUCACUGCUCAUUUACUGGGCGACGGGCCGAACUAUUUAGCUAAGGUUGGCGUAUUUGCUCUUCUUGCUCUUCUUGAUCUUCUUAGGGCCGCCGUCCCCGUCGGGCGCACGCUUGUUGUGCUUGUGUUCCUUCUUCGAGUCCUUCGGGUCCUUCGACUCCUUCUUGGACUUAUUCUGCUUCUUGCUCCUCAGUUGCACAACGGAGCCGCCGUUCUCAGCCUGUGCGAGCGCCGCGUCCCAGUCGGCGUCGUCACCACGCACAGCAUAUUUCAUUAGGUUGAGGCCGUCCAGAAGCUUCUGUUGCUGCUUGGCCUUCUCUUUCUUGGCGCCCUCGCGCAUCUCUUCAUCCAGCGACGUCUCCGUUGGGGCCAUUGCUUGCGUCUGCGCUGCCACCUCAGCCAGCUUUUUCGUGUUCACAGUUUCCUCUUUCAGUUGCUUCUCCAUGAGUUGCUCAAUCUGUCCGAGGAACUUCCGGACGGCCUUAUUAAACAACGCCAGAAGCUGGUUGGACGGC
Messenger RNA from Phytophthora infestans T30-4, 1006 nucleotides. RefSeq lists its product as uncharacterized. The coding region runs from base 49 to 363 and encodes 104 amino acids. Lineage: Eukaryota; Oomycota; Peronosporomycetes; Peronosporales; Peronosporaceae. The record is from RefSeq and is a predicted model, not a curated record. The transcript is spliced from 2 exons.